Messenger RNA from Ixodes scapularis (black-legged tick), 1902 nucleotides. RefSeq names its product ero1-like protein (gene Ero1L). Gene Ontology annotation, molecular function: protein-disulfide reductase activity; thiol oxidase activity; FAD binding. Gene Ontology annotation, biological process: protein folding in endoplasmic reticulum. The transcript has 13 exons. NCBI's taxonomy places the organism in Eukaryota, Metazoa, Arthropoda, Arachnida, Ixodida, Ixodidae. Gene Ontology annotation, cellular component: endoplasmic reticulum; endoplasmic reticulum membrane. The record is from RefSeq and is a predicted model, not a curated record. The coding region runs from base 240 to 1595 and encodes 451 amino acids.
GAGUCGGCCAUUAUCACGUGACUUUCAGUGCCCCUUACCUGUGGCUGUAUUAACCGAACACAGUCUCUGUCGUGUCGUUCGGGUUGGAAGAUUUCUGCACCGUUCGAGGAAAAAAAUUGUGCCCGGUCGUGUGUAGUACGAUGUAUUCGGUGUUAGCGGUCGCCUGCGUGCCUCCAGCAGACAUCGGUAUUGUCUUCCUCGUUCUCAAAAGUAGGGCCAACGCCAGAUAAAACUAUAGGAUGCUUCCAGAGUUCGUGGCGAAGGCGACGGCGGCUGCGGCGAUCUUGAUCGUCGCUCUGACAGCGGCUUUGGACGCCUCCGAAAAAGACUCCUGCUUUUGCCAGCUACAAGGCAAAGUUGACGACUGCCUGUGCAACAUUGACACCAUUGACCAGUUCAACAACUACAAGAUCUACCCCAUCCUCAAGAGUUUAUUGCAGAAAGAUUACUUCAGGUUCUUUAAGGUUAACCUGAAGCACCCCUGCCCAUUCUGGGCAGACGACGGUCGCUGCACCCUCCGUGACUGCUCAGUCAAGACGUGCAGUGAGGACAGCAUUCCUCAGAGUCUCAAAGGCCAUCAUCAUGACAAAUACUUACCUAAUGGGAGUGUUUCAAAGUACUCAAAGGAGGCGCAAUCGCAGGACAGCUGCGACGAAAACCAUGACGGCCUUGGAGUCGUGGACAACACCAUUAGUGACGAAACUUACCAGGAAUUCGAACGGUGGCAGAAGCACGACGACUCCCAGGAUAACUUCUGCGAAAUGGAUGACGAGAGGUCGGCGGGCAUGGAGUAUGUCGACCUGAGCCUGAACCCCGAGAGAUACACGGGCUACGCCGGGGCGUCCGCUCACCGCAUCUGGAGGAGCAUCUACCAAGAGAACUGCUUCAAACCUAAUGUGGGGUACGGUCCAUACACCACGUCAAAGAAUUUGAACGCCAUGUGCCUGGAGAAGCGCGCCUUCUACCGGGCCGUCUCCGGCCUCCACACGAGCAUCAAUAUCCACCUGUGCGCCCAGUACCUGAGCCGGGAGGGGGUCCUGGGCCAGGCGGUGUGGGGCCCCAACCCCGAGGAGUUUGAGCGCCGGUUCGGGCCCCAGCCCACGGGCGGGGAGGGCCCCCAGUGGCUGCGCAACCUGUACUUCGUGUACCUGCUCGAGCUGGGCGCCCUGGCCAGGGCCUCUCCCUACCUGCUCCAGGAGACCUUCUACACCAGCAAGGAGGACGACGAGGUUCGCACCGCCGUCAGGGCGCUGCUGGACGCCGCCAGGGAGUUCCCGCACCAUUUCAAUGACAGCGCCAUGUUCAGUGGACGAAAGGAUGCCAUCGAGCUCAAGGAGGAGUUCAAGGCGCACUUCAGGAACAUCUCUCGAAUCAUGGACUGCGUCGGGUGCGACAAGUGUCGCCUGUGGGGAAAGCUCCAGGUCCAGGGUUUGGGCACGGCUUUCAAGAUUUUAUUCACGGACAACCUGAGGCAACCCGAAGCAAGCCGGCGCUUCCAGCUGACUCGCUCUGAGAUCGUCUCGUUGUUCAACGCCUUUGGAAGAUUAUCUAAUAGUGUAUAUCAGCUGGAAAACUUUCACAAGAUGCUAUCCUGAUGCAGACAUGUUGGAAGAGACCGAUCGAAGACGCGGCGCAGUGCCGUCCGCAAUCUCGUCUAGCGUCGAGUGUGGGGCGACGUGUGCUUGUGAUAAGACUACAGCUUCAACGUGAACAACGGCGUCGUACUGUGCUUACGUGUUUACACCACGGAGGUCGGCCAAGGACUUCAUCAUUUUAUUGUUCCCUCCCCAACUCACAGGCCACUUGUACAGACUAGCAGUGUCCUUUUUAAACUUACGACUGAUCGACGUUUGCUGUAGUUGUGAACUGUUUUGUGCAAUAUUAAAGUACUUUACGUGUUGA